CUAUCAUCUAUUAUUUUUAUCUUUGUUCUUCACGCAAGCUAUACGAGUAUGGAAACGCAUGUAGUUCAAAUGUUGUAUUACGUGAUGGCGCCCUUCAUUGACGCGCACGACGCCAACCCCAGCUCACCUUGGACCUCGAACCCCACCGCCGCUCGUCAUCUCCGACUUCAACUAUCACCAAUGCCCGGCGAUGAAAGAACCCCCGUGAAGCUGUCGCUGCCUCUCGAAUUCCAACAAGACAUAUUCAACGAGCUGCGAGACGAAGAUGAGCUCGUCAUCCUUGCUCGCGGCCUCGGCUUGGUGCGCAUAGUCACCAACCUCCUUCACUCGUACGAUGCCGCCGGCAACAACCUGAUUCUCUUGGUCGGCGCGGAUGAGCGUGAGAACAUAUGGAUUGGCGAGGCGCUGGCCGAGCAGGCUGCCGUCAGUAUGGCGCCCAAGGCUCGCGGCUUGAGUCUGGUCAACACCGAUCUGAUGAGCGUGGGCACACGAGAGAAAAUGUAUGCGCAAGGCGGCAUAUUCAGUAUAACCUCGCGCAUUCUGAUCGUCGACUUUCUGUCAGGCCUCCUGAAUCCUGAAACGGUUACCGGCGUGGUGGUGCUACACGCUGAAAAGGUGGUAGCAACUUCGCUCGAGGCUUUUAUACUACGCAUAUAUCGACAGAAGAACAAAGUGGGCUUUCUCAAAGCCUUCUCAGACAGUCCGGAGCCUUUCACAACCGGCUUCGCCCCUCUAGCGAAUAUGAUGAAGAAUCUUUUCUUGCCAAAGCCUGCAUUAUAUCCCAGAUACCAUGUGACAGUCGCCAAGUCAUUAGAAGGGCGCAAGAAGGCAGAAGUCAUUGAGCUUGAGGUGCCAAUGACAGAUGCAAUGCGAUCGAUUCAGAACGCGGUCCUGGAAUGUGUGGAAGUGAGUAUCAGCGAGCUUCGGAAAAGCAAUUCGGGUGUAGAAAUGGAAGAAUGGACCCUGGAUAGUGCAUUGCACAAGAAUUUCGACACCAUAAUAAGACGUCAACUUGAUCCAGUAUGGCACAGAACCACAUUCAAAACCCGUCAGGUGGUGCGCGACCUCACGUUGCUCCGAACGAUCCUCCACGCACUCCUUACCUACGAUGCUGUCGACUUCAACAAGUACUUAGACACGGUGUUGGCGGCCUCUCAACCUCCACCAGGCUCAACUAAGCACAAUCAGUCGCCCUGGCUGUUCUUGGAUGCGGCUGACACCAUGUUCACGACUGCAAAACGGAGAGUAUAUACUGGCAAAGUCACAAGUGCCGACCUCGCAAGCAAUACUGGCACCACGCCGGACGGGCUGCAACCAGUUCUUGAAGAGUUGCCUAAGUGGGCUCAACUCGCCGAGAUACUCCAGGAGAUUGAGCAAGACGCCUUUCUCAAUCCGAAACCUCAAGACACAUCCAACGGGUCCAUUCUCAUCAUGUGUGGCGACCAAGGCACAUGUCGCCAGCUGCGAGAAUAUCUCCAGGUAAUGUAUGUGAAAGAAAAUGACGAAGACCCUGAUCGUGAGGAGGAUGAGCCUUCUGGAAAACUCAUGAUGCGUCGCAAGCUCCGCAACUACCUGAAUUGGAAACGUGAUUUUACCAAUGUCAGUGCCGCCCUCUUCUCCGAGAACCAAAAGGCCAUCGACAACAAUGGCAAUCAAGGUACGAAAAGCGGUAUCAAGAACAAGGCACCGCCGGCCAAGCGACGGCGAGUGCGGGGCGGAGGAGCGAUAGGAGCAAGCGCAACACGCACGGAAUUCGGUGCUGUGCGUACAGCAGGAGACCGAGAUGCUCAUAUCGCCAGUCUGAUGGCCGAACUGCAUCCCACAGAGCUGGAGGCCAUGCAGAAAGAGGAGAUUGCAAUUGAUCCUUUACACGAUAUGGAUUCCUACUACUCGCUGUUCGAGAUGGAUUCACUUGUUAUCGUACAUCCCUAUUCGGGUGACCUGGACGAGCAUAUCCUGGAAGAAACAAAACCUCGAUAUAUUAUCAUGUAUGAGCCGGACGCAGCCUUUAUACGACGCAUUGAAGUGUAUCGCUCAUCCCACACGGACCGAACUGUCAAGGUAUUCUUCAUGUACUAUGGCGGCAGCGUAGAAGAGCAGCGCUAUCUAUCCGCUGUGCGCCGCGAAAAGGAUUCCUUCACCCGCCUCAUUCGCGAAAGAGGGAACAUGGCAAUGACGAUGAAUCCCAACGCAAACGUCGAUCCGCAGGAGUCAUUCCUUCGUACUAUAAACACCCGCAUAGCUGGCGGUGGCAGGCUGGCAGCAACAGCACAACCUCCCCGCAUCGUCGUCGAUGUCCGUGAGUUCCGCUCAUCGCUGCCAUCGCUCCUCCACGGGAAGCAGAUUGUGGUAGUUCCCUGCAUGCUUACAGUAGGUGAUUACGUUCUGACGCCCGAGAUCUGUGUGGAACGUAAAUCCGUGCGCGAUCUCAUCGGAUCCUUUGCCAAUGGCCGUCUCUACAACCAAGCGGAAUCUAUGAUGGAGCAUUACAAGUCGCCCAUGCUGCUGAUUGAGUUCGACCAGAACAAGUCCUUCACUCUCGAGCCGUUUACGGAUUUCUCGGCGCGAGACAACAAGGACGGGUUGGGAGGAGCACCUGAUUUGCAGGCAAAGAUAGCCAUGCUCACACUUGCCUUUCCUCGCCUGAAGAUCAUUUGGUCGUCAUCUCCUUAUCAAACUGCCGAGAUUUUUUUAUCGCUCAAGUCGCAGCAAGAAGAGCCGGAACCGCUCACAGCGGUUCAGAAAGGCCUUGACCCUAACGAGCAAGGGGGCGAUGCUAUGGGACAGCGGAUCUUCAAUCAGACCAGCCAGGAUAUGUUGCGGGCGCUGCCAGGUAUCAAUGAGAAGGCCGUGGGAACGCUGAUGCGGGAGUUGAAUAAUAUAAGCGAGCUUGCAAACAUGGAAGAGAAGGACCUUUGUGACAUGAUCGGAACCGAGUUAGGAAGGCGGGUGUUUCGGUUCUUCAACCGGAGUGUGUACGAGGACUUCACGCUGCCAAACUUUGGGGAUUAA
Molecule: messenger RNA, 3012 nt
Organism: Periconia digitata
Lineage: Eukaryota; Fungi; Ascomycota; Dothideomycetes; Pleosporales; Periconiaceae
Source: the annotation of a GenBank genome assembly